GCUGCGGCCGCCUGUUCUGUAGAAAGUGUAUGCAGCCUGUUUCUGAGAUGCCCAAGUUUUGUAAGUUGUGUUUCCACGCAAUCAGCAGCAGCCACGUGGAGCUCGCUGACGGGCAAGCGAGCUCGGUGCCCGAUUCGCCCUUGUCGAGAAUUCGCAAUUCGAGGGUUGCCCAUUUGGCUGAACUGUCUAGCUUCUCUUCUCCUCGCUCCUCCAGGAGUGAUGAAGAAGAAGAUGGUAAUGAUAGUGGAAAGAACUUCUUCAGUCCUCCAAGUGAGCAGGUGUCUCAGGAUGUAUCUGACGUAGAUUCGGUUAGUAUUAGUACCGGUCUCGAGUUACAUAGUUUUAAAUCUGUGUAUUCUAGUCUUUUGGAUAGUCCUAGUAUAGGUGGUGAGACUACAGGAGAUAACAGUCCUUUAGAUCGAGAAGCUCCUAGCUACUUUAGAAAAGCUGGAGCUGAGACUGAGGAUUUGUUGGAGGGCUCCCAUGAUUCGGGGUAUGAUAGACUCUCAGUAUACAGAAAUCACGCUAGUCAAAAGGUUCAAAACCUGUUGGAUUUUGAGAACAAUAAGCAUAUUUGGGAUCCUCCGUUGCCUGAGGAUGAGAACGAUGAUAUGGAAACCGGGUUCUUUGGAUAUGAUGAUGAGGAUGAAAAUGCCGGUGAUUGUGACAAUGUUUUCUCUUCUGGUAGCUUUAGUAAUCGAUCUUUGGGUAUAAGAGAGAGGCCUAGUGAUGCACAUAAAGAACAAUUGAGGAAUGCAGUUCAUGGGCAUUUUAGAGCGCUCGUUUGUCAGUUAUUGAGAGGAGAAGGGCUUCAAGUUGGAAGUGAAGAUGGUAACAAAGGAUGGUUAGAUAUUGUUUCUUUGUUGGCUUGGGAAGCUGCGACUUUCGUCAAGCCAGAUACCAGCAAAGGUAGCAGCAUGGAUCCCGGUAAUUAUGUGAAGGUGAAGUGUAUACUUUCAGGAAGUCCGAGUGAUAGCAUUCUUGUGAAGGGAGUAGUUUGUACGAAAAAUAUCAAGCACAAGCGAAUGGUUUCUCAGCAUAAAAACCCGAGAUUGUUUCUUCUUGGGGGAGCAUUGGAAUACCAAAGAGUUACCAAUAAGCUGGCAUCUUUAAAUACUGUACUGGAACAGGAAACUGAUCACCUUAAGGUAUCCUUAUCGAAAAUAGAGGCCCAUCGGCCUAACGUUCUGCUUGUAGAAAAGAGUGUAUCCUCAUAUGCUCAAGAGUAUCUACUGACAAAGGAAAUAUCACUGGUGUUGAAUGUGAAGAGGAAACUUUUAGAGCGAAUAGCCCAAUGCACAGGUUCCCAUAUUGCUCCAUCCAUUGAUAAUAUUGCUCCAGCAAGAUUGGGAUAUUGUGACAAUUUUCGGGUAGAGAAGUUUUAUGAAGAAUGUUCAUCUACAAGCCAUCCAAAUAGGAAAUUCAUGAAAACCCUCAUGUUCUUCGAAGGUUGUCCACGUCGAUUAGGAUGCACGGUUCUUCUACGUGGCACAAAUCGCGAAGAAUUAAAGAAGGUUAAGCAUGUCGUUCAAUAUGCAAGCUUUGCAGCCUAUCAUCUAUCACGUGAGACAUCCUUCCUCGCUGAUGAAGGCGCUACACUUCCUAAGGUUCCCGUCAGCCCUCAAAUGAUCUUAACAACAAAGAUAUUGGAUGCCGAGACUAGAUCUUUGAAGAAUUCAACUUCAAUUGUCCCUGAGGCACGCCAAAUUAGCUCAUGCACUAGUGAUGCAGUUAGUUGCUUCCUUCAAUGCUCAGAUGUUCCAUCUCCUCGUGGAGAUAUAAGCACUAGCGACAGUUUUCAGUUAAAAAGGGAAACUUGUGAACCUUUAGAUUUUCCUACUGAUCUAGGAGAUCCUAAAGAAGUGAUUACGAGUACGAUUGCAAAAGGAAGAAACAGUGAGCUUUAUAAGGAACUUAUGUCAGAUAAUGAAGGGAUGAUAAAGGGAGCAUAUAUUGAAAAUGAGGCUGCAGACUACUUCUCUUCUGCUGACAGUCAAAGCAUCUUGGUUUCCUUAUCUACUACUUGUGUGCUAAAAGACACUGUUUCUGAACCCUCUCAACUCUUGAGAAUUAAAUUCUAUGGAAGUUCCGAUAAGCCCCUAGGGACAUUUCUCCGUGAUGACUUAUUUGAUCAGACAUCUUGCUGUCAAUCUUGUAAAGAACCAGCAGAAGCCCAUGUUCGGUGUUAUACUCAUCAACAUGGCAGCCUUACCAUAAGUGUUCGUCGACACCCUUCCAUCAAGCUACCGGGAGAACGAGAUGGAAGGAUAUGGAUGUGGCAUCGAUGUCUCAAGUGCGAAAACAGUAAUGGGGUCCCACCUGCUGCUUGUAGAGUUGUCAUGUCCGAUGCAGCGUGGAGCCUUUCUUUUGGGAAAUUUUUGGAGCUUAGCUUUUCGAAUCAUGCUACAGCUAAUCGUGUUGCAAGUUGUGGCCAUUCUCUCCAAAAGGACUGCCUUCGUUUUUAUGGGUGUGGAAGCAUGGUUGCCUUUCUCCGUUAUUCCCCUGUCAAUAUUCUUUCCGUUCAAUUGCCGCCUUUGGUGCUUGAUUUUGCUUGCCAAAGCCAGCAAGAGUUGGCUAAAAGAGAGGCAGUUUCUAUUGCAAGCAAAAUCGAACUCCUACAUGCAGAGGUCAAGGAUGUACUCCACACCUUUGAGAAAAAGAAUACAACCUCCAAGUGUGAAGCUGUAAAGACAAGCAUCCACAAGUACAUUAUGGAGCUUAAGGAUCUGCUGGAGAGGGAAAGAAAUGAAUAUGAUGUAUUUCUACAGCCAUCUCCCAUGGAUGAUAGCUCACCCUCUCUGGAAACAAUAGAUAUACUAGAGCUAAAUCGUUUAAGGAGAUUCCUCCUAAUUGAUUCUCAUAUGUGGGACCGACGACUCUGCCUCUUGGAUUCUUUUUCCAAGUCAAAAACCUCUACCUCCAAACUUAACCCACUAGAAUGGAGGACUGAGCCAAUUGAUAUUGAUGAGAAUUUUAAAAAGUUUUCCGAAGGAUCCAUAUCAAAGCCCAGGAAUUUGUCUAAGCUUCAGGAAGAGCUCGACUUGUGUCUUUUAGAGUGUCAUUCGAACAACUCAGUUGAAACUGACUGGUCGAUUGAAUCCGUUGAGGGCUAUAAUGGUCCUGCAUACAGUUUUGUUUCUGAUCAUUAUUGCAGAGGAGAUGAUGACAUGCAAACCACUAACGAAAAUUGCCCUGAAAUUACUUCGUUGCAGAGAUUACCAUCAGCUGCUUCCACUUUGUCUGAUAAGAUUGAUUCCUUAUGGAGUGGUAACCCUGAUUCUGAUGCGAUUGGAUCCAUAACUCUGUUGGAUAAUCCACUCUAUAGAAAGGCGAUUUCUCCUCUGAGAGUUAAUUCGUUUGAUUCGGCUUUGAGAUCACAGGACAGAAUUCGUAGAGGACCUUCUGCUUCAUUGCAUUUGACUUCAGUGAGAUCAUUUGAUGCAUCGGGAGACUUUGCCAGUACCAAUAUUUCUCAAAGAUCUCCAAGGUCCAAGAGAGUAAACUUCCUUCCGGGUGAUGCCCCCGUCUUUAUAUCCUCAAUCUAUAAUAUGGUGGGUGAGGGGGCCCGUUUGCUACUCCCUCAAACUGGACGUGAUGAUUUAGUGAUUGUGCUCUAUGACAAUGAGCCCACCACCAUUAUAUCCUAUGCUAUUAGUUCCCAGGAUCAUGCUGAUUUCUUAACAUCAGAUCAUCAAGUGAGCCACGAAAGUUCUGCUAGGCCAUCAAUUUCUCAGUUUCAGUCGGACGAGGCAACUCACUUCAGGAUUUCUUUUGAUGAUGACUCGUCAAUUCCUAAUGACAGAGUGAAGUUUUCUGUGACAUGUUAUUUUGCUAAGCAGUUUGCUGCACUUCGGAAGAAGUGUUGUCCCAAUGAAGCUGAUUUCUUGCGUUCUCUAAGCCGCUGCAAGAGAUGGAAUGCACGAGGGGGUAAAAGCAAUGUAUACUUUGCUAAGUCACUUGAUGAGAGGUUUAUCAUAAAGCAGGUCACAAAGACGGAGUUGGAUUCUUUCGAGGUAUUUGCUGCUGAAUACUUCAAGUAUAUGACAGAAUCAAUAAAUAGUGGAAGUCCAACCUGCCUUGCUAAAGUCCUUGGUAUUUACCAGGUGACUGUUAGGCAUUUAAAAGGUGGACGAGAGGUGAAGAUGGAUAUGAUGGUGAUGGAGAAUCUCUUCUUUGGGAGGAGUUUAUCAAAAGUCUAUGAUCUCAAAGGCUCAUUGCGUGCUCGGUACAAUCCUGAUACCUCUGGAAAUGACAGUGUUCUGUUAGACCUGAAUCUGUUAGAAUCAGUAAGAACAAAGCCGAUAUUUCUUGGAAGCAAGGCAAAGAGAAGAUUGGAACGAGCUAUCUGGAAUGAUACAUCAUUUCUUGCGUCUGUUGAUGUCAUGGACUAUUCAUUACUUGUUGGCAUCGAUGAUGAAAGGAAAGAACUCGUUAUAGGAAUCAUCGAUUUCAUGAGGCAGUACACAUGGGACAAGCAUCUCGAAACUUGGGUGAAAGCUUCAGGCAUCCUCGGAGGCCCCAAGAACGAAUCCCCAACCGUGGUAUCUCCAUUACAGUACAAAAAGAGAUUCAGAAAAGCAAUGUCGAAAUAUUUCCUCACUGUUCCUGAUCAGUGAUUCAUCCUUAUCUGCAAAUUACAAAAUUCUUAAAGGUAAAGAGUAGUGAACAUAACAGGCAGCAAAUUUUUUUUACAGGUUUUCUUUUGCCCAUCCCGCGCCCCGCCCGAUUAUAAUGUUAUCGGACUGCUCAUUGUAUAUGGGAUCAGACCCUAGACAUCAAGCUUUUGAAUUGCAAUGUCUAGGCCAUCGGACUUGUAGAGUUUGAUCCCAUUGCCUUCUUACGGUAUUUACUUUUUUUUUCCCUUCAUGAUUGCAUUUUAUAUUGGACAUACUGUACGGCAUUGAUGCACCGAGCAUUGAAUUAAUUUAUGGCUAUGGAGAUUUUUGUUUUGUUCUUC
Molecule: messenger RNA, 4957 nt
Organism: Asparagus officinalis (garden asparagus)
Lineage: Eukaryota; Viridiplantae; Streptophyta; Magnoliopsida; Asparagales; Asparagaceae
Product: putative 1-phosphatidylinositol-3-phosphate 5-kinase FAB1C
Exons: 11
Coding region: 30-4616 (1528 amino acids)
Biological process (GO): phosphatidylinositol phosphate biosynthetic process
Cellular component (GO): endosome membrane
Molecular function (GO): ATP binding; 1-phosphatidylinositol-3-phosphate 5-kinase activity
Source: RefSeq, a predicted model, not a curated record